AUGGCUAAAAGGCCCGAGAUGGAGUCCAGUCAAUCUACACAGAACACGCAGUCGGCAAUGCGAUCCUGGGGACUCGGGAGUAUCAGAUCUAAAUGUGAGGCUGAGCGACGUACCCUGCUUGCUCGUCUGGCCGUUGGCAUCACUGUCUCCCAGGGUUACGCCACAGCCCUUUCUGGAACCACGCACAACUAUCAAAGGAGCCUUGGAGAUGCUCCCUGUCAUGCUUCCACACGGUCAUUUACUUGUUGCCUUCCGCUGACGGUGACAGCUAGGGUAUUCCGUAGCGCUGUCCUGAACUGGACAUUUCCGCUUCGAAUCUACCAAAUUGGCUUGCAUCUUGCCCUAUCGCCAAGUUUCAGCUCAAGUGUUCGAGAGCAGGACGAGAAUGGCAAUCUCGUGGCAGGAACUGUUUCCUCCGCAUCUCCCUUCGCCAAGGAUCUCAAACUAGCUCCUUUAUGGCCGAUCAAGCGCAUCAUAAUCUGCUGCGAUGGCACGUGGCAGAGUUCUGCUCACGGUGCGCAGACGAUUCCAUCGAAUGUGGGCAAGAUGAAGCGUUCGAUUGACUUGUACUUGGCUCGUAACAAUCCGUUCGCUUUCCACAAUACCGAGAUUCAUGAACAGAUUGAGAACGCAUUCCAUGCACUCGGGCUUGAUGAGCACCGCAAGUCUUUCAGCCCUAGUCUAUGGACUCUCCCUGAGAACAGUAAGACCAACCUCAUACAAUGUUGGCUUCCUGGUGUAUAUGUCAACAUUAGCGGCGGCAGCGACGACGGUAAAAGGGACCUGGAAAAGGGCAUUGGCAGCAAAGAUGGCCCAAAGAAAGCGCGCGCAGAUGGCAAGAAAUGGGCAGACCUAACCGAAUAG
This is a messenger RNA of Plenodomus lingam JN3, 864 nucleotides long. Lineage: Eukaryota; Fungi; Ascomycota; Dothideomycetes; Pleosporales; Leptosphaeriaceae. The record is from RefSeq and is a predicted model, not a curated record.